This is a messenger RNA of Durusdinium trenchii, 1467 nucleotides long. NCBI's taxonomy places the organism in Eukaryota, Dinophyceae, Suessiales, Symbiodiniaceae. The record is from the annotation of a GenBank genome assembly.
AUGGUUGUAGGCUUAGGGACCAAUGCAGGUACAUAUUCCCUGGAUGAAGUGCUUUACAGCUUAUGGUUAGCUUAUGGCAACUGUUGCUUUGUGGGUGCUUGGCAAUGCUUGGCUUGUUGGUUGGCUUUUCUUGGGCCGCGCUAUUUCCUUUUCCCCAUUGAACUCUUGCUCAGGAAGCAGCGCUUGGUCGACCGUUUUCUUCCAUCCACCUAUUUCCCGCGUGUUCGCGCACUCAUUGAGAACACAACGCUCUACAAGGUGCUGCGGCAGAUGCCCAAGGGUGGAGCAUUGCACUUGCACGUCUCAGCGUCCUUUUCCAUGACCUGGGUGGUGAAUCAAGGUGCAGAUGAUCCACCACUGGGCUCCUUGGCCUUCUACAACGCCACACAGGCGCCCCGCGCCUGUCGCUGUCGCGCCCGGCGAAGCGAAGGCUGUGCACCUGGCACCCACGUGCUGAUCCAGAAGGAUAAAGACUUUCCACAGAAGCUUCUGAAGUUGCUGACAGUGCAUGAAGAGGAUGAAUCGCUGACCUCGGCAGAGAUUUGGAAGAAGUUCGCCGACAUUUUCAUCCGUGUCGCAGGCUUCUUCACUUACCGAGAGGCACUGGAGGGAUACUUCUGGGCGACGAUGCUGGAGUUCUUGGAGGAUGGAGUGACGCACUUGGAAUUCCGUGUUGAUUUAUUCCACGACCAGGGCUUUCUCUUUGACCUCGACGGGCGGGAAUACCGAGGAGCAGCUGCCCUGGAUGUGUACCAGAAACAGAUCCAAAAGAUGCAAGUCCGACAUCCAGAGCUCACCGUGAAGCUCAUCGGCACCAGCAUCCGCAUGCGAAGCCCACAGGUGAUUGCCGAAGAUUUGGCUUUCGCUUUGGAGGUGAAGGCUCAGCGUCCCGACCUACUGGUGGGUUGGGAUGCUCCGGGUGAGGAAGAUGCGGGACAUCCCACCUUGGACUAUGCACGUCAGCUGUUAGAGCUGAAGAAGCAGGCGAAAGCCGGCCUCGAACUGCCACUGAUGCUGCAUGAUGGUGAGAGCGACUGGUCCACCAUGAACACGGUGGACGCGGUCCUGCUGGGCGCCAAGCGUCUAGGACAUGGCUUCAACAUCGUACGUCACCCGUUGCUCAUGGAGAAGGUUCGCGAGGAUGGCGUUGCGAUUGAGGUUUGCCCCAUUAGCAACCAGGUCUUGCGCUACCUGAGCGACCUGCGAAUCCACCCGGGCCUUCAGAUGCUGAAGAUGGGACUCCCUGUCACCAUCUCCUCGGACGAUCCGGGCAUCUGGGGCGCUCGAGGCUUGUCCCAUGACUUCUGGGAGGUGGCGGUGGCCUGGCAGCUGAACACGCGAGCGCUGAAGACGUUGGCACGGAACUCGAGGCUUGGGUUGAAAGGCAUCUCUGAGUUGCUGCUCAACAGGACCUUCAAAGCGACCGAACUUGAGAUCUUCCCAGGACAUUUUGUCACAAAAAGGUGA